This is a messenger RNA of Anoplopoma fimbria (sablefish), 2703 nucleotides long. It is a transcript of the gene fus, whose product is annotated as FUS RNA binding protein. Gene Ontology annotation, biological process: regulation of DNA-templated transcription. Gene Ontology annotation, cellular component: nucleus. The record is from RefSeq and is a predicted model, not a curated record. Gene Ontology annotation, molecular function: RNA binding; transcription coregulator activity. NCBI's taxonomy places the organism in Eukaryota, Metazoa, Chordata, Actinopteri, Perciformes, Anoplopomatidae.
UUCGCGGUGCAUCCAUCUUCAUCUCCUCCUCCUCCUCGUCCUCCUUCUCCUCCGCUCAGCACACACACCGUUCGAUCGGAUCAACUGAACGUUAACGGUCGUGUCCCGCUCGUGCACAUGGCGUCUAACGAUUACUCUCAAUCAUCUGGCCAGGGCUUUGGGUCCUAUGGUGGUGGAGGUGGAGGUGGCGGUGCUAACCAGGGCUAUGGUCAGUCGUCUGGUCAGAGCUACAGCCAGCAGGGCUACGGCGGCUACAACCAGAGCUCCGACAGCAGCCCCGGCUCCUACAGCCAGGGAGGGUAUGGAAGCUACGGCCAAUCCCAGUCAGGAUACGGUUCUCCUCCCUCUAACCAGGGUGGAGGUGGUGGAGGUGGAGGAGGUUAUAAUCAGUCCUAUAGCCCUGGAGGUUAUAACAACAGCAACCAGCCUUCCAACAUGAGCUACAAUCAGCAGUCUUCCUUCUCUGGGUACAGCCAGCAGCAGCCUCCGUCUUUAUCCUCCGCAGGCUAUGAAGGAAACUCUCAGGCUUCUGGAUACAACCAGCCGCCGAGCGGUGGACAGAGUGGAGGUGGUUACGGCAGCAGUGGAGGUCAGACUGGUGGCUAUGGGGGCAGCGGGGGGGGCCACCAGCAGCCAUCCCAACACGGAGGAGGUCACUACAACCAGCCUCCGAGCUACAGCUCACCCCCUCCACAGAGCUACAGCCAGCAGAGCCAGUACAGUCAAGGUGGAGGAUAUGGAGAUGAAAGCCCACCGCUGAGUGGAGGAGGUGGAGGGUACGGCGGUCCUGACGGAGGUUACGGAGGGCAGGACGGCCGCGGCGGCAGAGGACGGGGGGGAUUUGGAGGCCGCGGUGGUGGCGGAUAUGAUCGUGGUUUUGACCGAGGUGGCCGAGGUGGACCAAGAGGAAGAGGAGGAAUGGGAAUGGGCGAUCGUGGAGGAUUCAAUAAGUUUGGUGGACCAAGAGACCCGGGACAUGGACAUGGAGGACCCGGCUUCAUGCAGGACCAGGAUAACUCUGAUAACAACACCAUCUUCGUUCAGGGUCUGGGAGACGACUACACCGUGGAGUCAGUCGCAGACUUCUUUAAGCAGAUCGGGAUCAUUAAGAUCAACAAGAAGACAGGCCUGCCGAUGAUCAACCUGUACACGGACAGAGAGACGGGGAAGCUGAAGGGGGAGGCCACGGUGUCCUUCGAUGACCCCCCCUCAGCCAAGGCUGCUAUCGACUGGUUUGAUGGUAAGGACUUCAAUGGAAAUCCUAUCAAGGUGUCUUUUGCGACUCGCAGAGCCGACUUCGGAGGCCGAGGUGGGAUGAGGGGAGGCCGAGGACGAGGAGGGCCGAUGGGUCGCGGUGGAUUCGGAGGAGGUCGAGGAGGAGGUUUCCCAGGCAACGGAGGCAACGGAGGCAACGGAGGCAACGGAGGCAAUGGAGGAGGAGGUGGAGGAGGAGGAGGAGGAGGAGGAGGAGGAGGAGGAGGAGGACAGCAGAGAGCCGGAGACUGGAAGUGUUCAAACCCCAACUGUGGCAACCUGAACUUCUCGUGGCGUAACGAGUGUAACCAGUGCAAGGCCCCGAAGCCUGAGGACGCUGGAGGGAUGUCCCCCAUGGAAAGAGGAGGUUUCGGAGGAGGAGAGCGUAGAGGAGGGUUUGAGCGCGGUGGCUUCAGGGGCCGAGGCGGUGACCGCGGCGGCUUCAGAGGAGGAAGAGGAGGCGACCGCGGAGGAUACAGCCCCGGGAAGAUGGACUCAAGGGGUGACCACAGACAGGAGCGGCGGGGCCGUCCCUACUAACUCUAGAACUCUGAUCCUUUUUCCUUCAGCGUGUAGAGAAAUGUGACCGUCCCUGUUUUCUGUGUUUGAUCUCCAUCAUGUGACGCCUUCACGUGUUCUUCUGCUCUCUGAGGCCUCAUUUACAGUCAGAUCCCCUCCGUCCUUCACUGUUCAUAUGUUUUAUCAUCAGGAAGUUCAAAACUCUCCAACUUUAUUAUCUUUAUUAUCAUUAUUAUCUAUCUAUUACCUCUACAGGAGCGUUUCACUUUUACCAGAUUUAGAAUUAAAUUCAUCUCAUCAACCUUUUUAAGGGAAAACCUUACAUUGUGAGAUGGCCAACGUUUCAACGUUAUUAUUACAUUUCUCACAAACUGCUGCUUGUCUCCUUUAACUAUUUUAAUAAGUAAUGAAUAUAAACAUUUACAAAUGAAUCAUUAGAAUAAAUCAAGAAUUCUGCAGCUGUUAUUCUGGUUUGGUCUCUGUAAACGUCGGAGCUACUUUACAUUAACAGAGUAAUGGAUGAUUAUAAUCUUGGUUAUCAUUUCCACCUGGGCUUUUAAAAACCAGUGUGAUGGCUCCUGAUGUAAAUGUUCAGCUUAAAGAUGUCAGCGAAUAGCUAAAGCUGUGGAAAUAAGAUCCAAGUUAUUUAAAGAAAAAUCUCCUACAACAGGAAACUAAGCCAGAAAAUCUAUCUGCUCUUUACAGUCAGAGAUUCCUGUCUAACUUUCACUCAUUUAUUAAGCACUCAUCAGACCUGUCAUUUAUUACCAGUUUCAUUUUAGACUUCAGAUGAUGAUCCAGUAAAUGAGGCCUCGUGUCUCUGCAGAUGUUUGAAGAUGUUUGUGUUGAGACAGAAGUCUCACAUCUUAUUAUUUAUGUGUAAUGUUUUUUUGUAUUGUGCAUGUGCUGGUUUUCAAAUGAAAGUGUUGA